Messenger RNA from Camellia sinensis, 2776 nucleotides. RefSeq names its product two-component response regulator-like APRR1. The record is from RefSeq and is a predicted model, not a curated record. Gene Ontology annotation, biological process: cytokinin-activated signaling pathway; phosphorelay signal transduction system. Lineage: Eukaryota; Viridiplantae; Streptophyta; Magnoliopsida; Ericales; Theaceae. Gene Ontology annotation, molecular function: protein binding.
ACUAUCCUCUCCACGUGCUUCUUCCUGCCCCGCCGCGCACUUUUUCCCUGCACUUUUUCCUCCACGUCUGCUUUCCUCUAACCUACACUCCCUUGCGCACUGCGCCACCCAAAACCAAUCUCAACCCUCCGCUACACCCACUCCCAACGCCUCAGAUCAUCCCCCCGUUCCGGCGCACAAUAGCCCUCAUCACUACAGCAUUUCGCCAGAACAGCCAACCACACAAGAAGACGACGACUUCACGGUAAUCUCUUUUCGUUCACGUGUCGUACGCCUCGCCACCGUCCAAUCUACCCGUGCUAACGUGCGCCUCGCCGGCCGAUCUCGAAUUGAGUUUCUGAUUUUCUUCUCUGUUCGUGAUCUCGGAAGAGGCGGUUUUCAUGGAAUUUCUAUAGAAUUCUGUGAAUCUGAGCUCUUGGAUGGGAAAAAUUGGUGCUGUUUGGGUGUUCAUCGACACCUUAGGUUUGUGAUUUGGUUGAAUUUGAUACGAUGGAGCGAGAUGAGGUUGUAAUCGAUAACGAUGGUGGUGGAGGAGGCGGUGUUAAUAGUAAGAGCAGUGAUGCGCUUAUCGAUCGCAGUAAAGUGAGAAUUUUGGUGUGCGACAACGAUGCCAAGAGUUCGGAAGAGGCUUUCGCGCUUUUGUGCAAAUGUUCUUAUCAAGUAACUUCAGUGAGGUCAGCCAGACAAGUGAUUGAUGCACUGAAUGCUGAGGGCCCUGACAUAGAUAUUAUUUUGUCUGAAGUUGACCUUCCUAUGGCCAAAGGCUUGAAAAUGUUGAAAUACAUUACGAGGGAUGAAGAGUUGCGACGCAUUCCUGUGAUCAUGAUGUCGGCACAAGAUGAAGUAUCUAUUGUUGUCAAGUGUUUGAGACUUGGAGCAGCUGACUAUCUUGUGAAGCCAUUACGCACAAAUGAACUGUUAAAUUUAUGGACUCAUAUGUGGAGGAGAAGGCGAAUGCUUGGAUUGGCAGAGAAAAACAUAAUGAACUAUGACUUUGAUCUGGUGGCAUCAGACCCUAGUGAUGGUAAUACGAACAGCACUAAUCUGUUUUCGGAUGACACAGAUGAGAAGCCCUGGAAGAGUGCAAAUCCUGAGAUGUGCACAUCAAGUCAUCAGGAAGACGAGGUCAAUGCUAUAAAGAGGCAAAUCUUGUCUAAUGUUUACACUGCUACUGCUCCUGUAGAACCUUCACUCGUGGAUUCUCCGGAUCAUCAGCCUGAUGUGCCUGGAAUUAGUGACCGUCGAACAGGACAAUGUUCAUCAUUUCCGAAGAAGAGUGAACUAAGGAUAGGUGAGUCUUCAGCAUUCUUCACUUAUGUCAAAUCAAGCAUACCCAAAAGCAAUCUCCAUGAAUUUGCUUCUGUUGAUGAGAAUGCUCCUCUAGACUUGACGAUCGAAAACAAACUUAAUGCAUGGGGUGGAAAAGUGACCAUUGAUACCCAAAAUCAUGACAACAAUAUCAAAAUUCACGAAAACAGAGAGGCACAGGAAAAUUACUUGCAAGGAGAUGACUUUCCAAGCAGUAGCAGUAUCCGUGAGUCUCUUUCUAUGGAGAGGACUUCUACUCCCUCUGUACUAACAGAAUUUUCACAAGAAAGGAACUCAAAUAUAGAAGAGUUCUCUCAAGUGCAUAUGAAUCCAAGAAAUGAGUCUCUCCCUGAUGUCUCCAGUUUUCAUGCAGAUACUGCUUAUCCGUAUUAUAUUUCUGGAGUAAUGAAUCAAAUUAUGAUGCCAUCGACACAAAUGUAUCAAACAAAUGUGCACGAUUUGCCCAACCAUGCUACUUCAGCUAUAUUGCCUCAGUAUGGACAUAUUCCACAGUGUCAUCACGUUCCAGGUAUGUCAUCAUUUCCGUACUACCCAGUUAGCAUUUGCGUGCAACCAGGUCAAAUGCCUACAGCACUACCAUGGACAUCAUAUGGAAGUUCUUCAGUCACUGAAAGAAAAUUAGGUAAAGUUGAUAGAAGAGAGGCAGCUUUAAUCAAGUUUAGGCAGAAGAGGAAAGAACGAUGUUUUGACAAAAAGAUUAGGUACGCCAACCGAAAACAGCUUGCUGAAAGGAGGCCUCGUGUUCGGGGACAGUUUGUGAGGAAGAUGAAUGGUAUCGAUGUGGUUUUCAAUGGGCAGCCUACUUCGGUUGAUUUUGAUGAGGACGAUGAAGAGGAGGACGAGGGAGACGACAAUGCAGCUGGGGAUUCUUCUGAUGACGAUGCCUCAAUGUGCCAAGUAUGAACUACUAUUCAAUGAGGAAUGGCACCCUUCAUUUAUUAUUCCCCGGUGCCUUAAAAAUAAUCCACAUUCUGCUAUCCUGCUCAGCAAUUUGGGGUUUGGUAAUUUUGAUCGAAGGGCACUGAUCAUUUUGAGCUUUCAAUCAACUAAUGUUACCUUGUUUCCAAUAGGAGCUGGCCACUUGAUGUUAUUAUGUGGGGUUUACUUCAUUCAAAUGAUCAAGUUACAACCGACAAGGCACAAUCCAGUAGAACUAUUCAAUCAAGAUUCCAAUCUGCAGUAUGUGGAUUCCAGGAGCGGGAAUCUCUGUAUUUUGAAAUCUUGGAAAAUCCAAGGGGUUUGAUGGUUUUGACCUUCUAAUGCUUUGGAGAUUUGUUGAACUCCAUCUAAGUUGUUCUCAGAGAAGGAAGGCAAUUGUAUUCGCCAUUUCAAAGUAAAAAAUAAGGUAAUGAAGCUGAAACUUGCAUUUAUGUUUGAAAAAAUUUAUGUACUUCUUCGGUCAGAAAUCUGACAACAUGCGAUUUAUUACUUAUGGGUAAAUUACCAA